CAAUACGUACAUCGUCUCAUAGGAACUAUCCGCUAGCAAAAUGAUCUUCAAUAUGUUAUGUACUGUUUAGUAAUGAGUUUGGGGUGGUUUUAUCUUGCUGGUGUGAAAGCCCUUGUAUUUGUUUUGCAGAGACAGAUCAUAAAUUAUUACAUAGCACUGAACUCCGAUGCAGCUUAGAAGGGCCGAGAGAGGAAAAUAUGUUUUCUGAGGAUUUCUAUUUGCUUGCCCAAGCCAGGUUUGAUACCAAAUGGCUGAAGACCGACUUACAGCUUGCUUUCACACGGGAAGGAAUUUGUGGGCUAUGGAAUGAAAUGGUCAAAGAUGGAGAAAUAGUUUUCACAGGAGCAGAACUAACACAGGGGGAUGAACUUGUAAAGAAAGAAACGUUUCAGUCUGCAGAAACCUGUGGCAGUGAAAGAAGGGGUCAGAGGUCGCAGCAGCAGUCGGAAACUGGCGAGGAAUUAUCAAGAAGAAACAGAACAGAGAAAAUACAAGGCCAGCAAGAGGAGAGUGCUGAAUGUCAGAGUGGAUCUAAAAAAGAUGAACAGAAUGAUAAGGAUAAAAAGGAUGAAGAAGAAACGCCAGCAAGAGCUCAGAGGGCCAAGUCAAUUACAGAAGCUUGGGUGUGGGGCCGACAGCCAGAUGUUCAUGAACUGAAGGAGUGUCUGCAAGUACUGGUGAAAGAGCAGCAGUCCUUAGCAAAACAGACUGCCACUACAACGUUGUCUGCUCGAAGACUGAAGCAAAGGCUAGUUGUUCUAGAGCGAUAUUUUAUUGCGCUGAAUAGAAGUGUACAGCUGGAAAAUGUCAUGGCCCGGUGGAAGAAUUCAAAUGUUCCUAUACUUACAACAGAGAAGAAGAGUUCUCGACCUAUGGGCAAGGGCGUUGAAGGACUUGCUAGGGUUGGAUCCAGAGCUGCACUUUCUUUUGCAUUUGCAUUCCUACGCAGAGCGUGGAGGUCAGGUGAAGAUGCUGACCUUUGUAAUGAAUUACUUCAGGAAUCUCUUGAUGCACUUAGAGCACUUCCCGAGGCUUCCUUGUUUGAUGAAGGCACAGUCUCAUCAGUGUGGCUUGAAGUUGUAGAGAGAGCUACAAAAUUCCUAAGGUCUGUUGUAACAGGUGAUGUUCAUGGGGCUCCAAGCUCUAAAGGGCCAGGAAACAUUCCAUUGCAGGACCAGCAUUUGUCACUUGCACUGCUAUUAGAACUAGCAGUGCAAAGAGGGACAUUAAGCCAAAUGUUGUCUGCUGUUCUGUUGCUGCUUCAGCUUUGGGACAAUGGCACCAGAGAAACGGAUAAUGAACGAUCAGCUCAGGGGACCAGCGCACCUCUUCUACCUCUUCUGCAGAGGUUUCAGAAUAUACACUGCAGUAAAGAUCCAAAUGGCACAGAAGAAGACAGUCAGGUUCUUCAGUUUCCUCUCAGUCCAAAUGAAGGUUUUCUACGAUAUUUAACAUUACCAGAAGACAAUGAUUUAGCAAUUGAUCUGCGGCAGACAGCAGUGGUGGUCAUGGCCCAUUUGGAUCGUCUAGCCACACCCUGUAUGCCACCACAGUGUAGUUCUCCUACAUCUCGCAAGGGCUCUCUGCAAGAAGUCAAAGGCUGGGGUUUGCUUGGGUGGAAAGAACAUGCCAAUGUUUUCGGUCUAGUUGAGUGUGAUGCGCUUGCCAAUUUAGGAGUCAUCCAAAUUGUAUGUGCAGAGAAGUGCUUCCUCAUCUUAUCCAGAAGUAGGAGGGUUUAUUUGCAGGCAUACAACAGUGAUACAUUGGGACCACAGUUGGUACAGGGUCUUGCUUCGAAAAACAUUGUGAAAAUUGCUGCGCAUCCAGAUGGGCAACAUUAUCUUGCCUUGUCAGGAACUGGGGAAGUGUUUUCCUGGGGCUGUGGAGAAGGUGGAAGACUAGGACAUGGAGACACAGUAUCACUUGAAGAACCAAAGGUGAUUGCUGCUUUUGCAGGAAAGCAGCCUGGGAAGCAGAUAGUCCACAUUGCAUGUGGUAGUACAUACAGUGCUGCUGUUAGUGCCGAUGGUGAACUAUACACUUGGGGACGAGGAAACUAUGGAAGGCUUGGACAUGGUUCUAGUGAAGAUCAAACUGUACCAAUGCUUGUAUCUGGAUUAAUGGGUUUGAAAGUCAUAGAUGUUUCAUGUGGCAGUGGAGAUGCUCAGACACUAGCAGUUACUGAUAAUGGUCAGGUAUGGUCCUGGGGAGAUGGUGAUUAUGGAAAAUUAGGAAGAGGUGGCAGUGAUGGCUGUAAAACUCCAAAGCUGAUUGAGAAACUUCAGGAUCUGGAUAUUGUCAAAGUGCGUUGUGGAAGCCAGUUUUCAGUAGCUGUAACCAAAGAUGGCCAAGUUUAUACCUGGGGCAAAGGAGAUAACCAAAGACUGGGCCAUGGAACAGAGGAACAUGUUAGAUAUCCCAAACCCUUGGAAGGUCUGCAAGGUAAAAAGGUAACAGAUGUUGCUGUUGGGUCAACUCACUGUCUGGUGCUGACGGAGGAUGGUGAAGUAUAUAGUUGGGGGAACAAUGAUCAAGGCCAGCAGUUCGAUACACUACGGAUAGCCAGAGCAGAACCCAAGGCAUUACCAGGGCUGGAUACGAAGCACAUUAUAGGAAUUGCCUGUGGACCAGCUCAGAGUUUUGCUUGGUCUUAUUCAUCUGAAUGGUCCAUUGGACUGCGUGUGCCUUUUGUGGUAGAUAUUUGUCCAAUGACUUUUGAGCAGUUAGAUCUUCUUCUGCGCCAGGUGAGCGAAGGAAUGGAUGGCAGUUCAGACUGGCCACCUCCUCAAGAGAAAGAGUGCAUGGCUGUAGCGACAUUAAAUCUUCUCAGACUGCAGCUUCAUGCAGCAAUCAGUCAUCAGGUUGAUCCUGAGAGCCUAGGCUUGGGUCUUGGCAGCCCUUUGUUGAACAGCUUGAAGCAGACUGUCGUAACAUUGGCUAGCAAUGCUGGAGUUCUAAACACUGUGCAAACUGCAGCCCAGACAGUUCUUCAGAGUGGCUGGUCUGUAUUACUUCCAACAGCUGAAGAAAGGGCCAGAGCAUUGUCUGCACUAUUGCCCAGUGCAGUUUCAGGGAUUGAAAUGAGUGUUAGUCCUGGACGUCGUUUUAUGAUCGACCUGCUGGUUAGCAGUCUAAUGGCAGAUGGUGGCUUAGAAUCUGCACUGAAUGCUGCAAUCAUUGCUGAAGUUCAGGAUAUUGAAGCAAAAAAGGAAGCACAGAAAGAAAAAGAAAUUGAUGAACAAGAAGCCAAUGCUUCUUCCCUACACCGGAGUAGAACUCCACUUGAUAAGGAUCUCAUUAACACUGGAAUCUACGAGUCUGCUGGGAAACAGUGCUUGCCUCUAGUUCAGCUAGUUCAGCAGUUGUUGAGGAACAUUGCUUCUCAAACUAUUUCUAAACUGAAGGAGGCCGCACGUCGCAAUUCUUCUUGUUUUGAUUAUGAACGGUUCAGCAAAGAGAGAUCAGCUUCUUUGGAUCUGCUGCUGCGCUUUCAGCGCUUGCUUAUAAGCAAACUGUACCCAUUUAAUGGUGAUAAUCAAGUCUCCAGUGGAUAUGGUCCUGAACUUUUGGGAGUUGGUUCUUUGCUGAAGAAGUACAUUGCCCUUCUCUGCACGCACAUUGGCGACAUUUUACCUGUGGCAUCUAGCAUUGCCUCUACUUCUCACAGAUAUUUUGCAGAGGUUGCACGGAUUGUUGAUGGAGACCUGACAGGGGUUUUGCUGCCAGAGCUUGUGGUCUCAAUUAUCCUGCUGCAUACAAUAAAUGCUGGGUUGAUGCAAGAAACGGGUGCAAUUCCAUUACUCGCUAGUCUUUUGGAGCAUUUAGACAGGUUCAACCAUCUGGCCCCUGGGAAGGAGAAAGAUGACUCUGAAGAUUUAGCAUGGCCAGGAAUUAUGGGCUCUUUUUUCAGUGGUCAAAAUUCUAGGAGCAAUGAAGAAGUUACAUUAAUAGGCAAAGCUGACUUGGAGAACCACAAUAAAGAUGGCGGGUUUUGGACAGUUAUCGAUGGAACAGUGUAUGACAUAAAGGAUUUCCAGGCUCAGUUUCUGGCUGGAAACAGUAUACUUGCUCAGUUUGCUGGAGAGGAUCCUGUUGUUGCCUUGGAAGCUGCUUUGCACUUUGAAGACACCAGAGAAUCAAUGCAGGCUUUCUGUGUUGGCCAGUAUGUGGAGCCUGAUCAGGAAAUAGUAACAACACCAGAUCUGGGAAGUCUUUCUUCUCCACUGAUAGACAUUGAGAGAAAUCUUGGUUUGCUUCUGGGUCUGCACGCAUCUUACCUUGCUAUUAGCACUCCAUUGUCUCCUGUGGAGAUUGAAUGUGCAAAAUGGCUUCAGUCAUCCAUUUUCUCAGGAGGAUUGCAGACAAGCCAGAUACAUUACAGCUACAAUGAGGAGAAAGAUGAAGAUCAUAGCAAUUCUUCUGACACAACAUCCCCAGGGAAAUCCAAAUUGUAUUCAGGCCGUUUAAGCCUUAGUGACCACUCUCAGCCAUUCCUACAAGCCAUUGCUGAUAACAAUAUUCAGGAUCAUACAGUGAAGGAUUUUCUAUGUCAGAUAGAAAGGUAUUGUAAGCAGUGCCAUCUGACGACACCAAUUACAUUUCCACCCGAGCAUCCAGUAGAAGAAGUUGGUCGAUUACUUCUUUGUUGCCUUCUGAAGCACCAGGAUCUAGGUCAUGCAGCCUUAUCUAUUAUUAAUCCUGCUGCUCUGGGAGUUGAACAAGGGAAGCACAAAACUUUGCCAAAAUCAGUCUUGGAUGUUUGUCGAGUAGUCUAUCAAGCAAAGUGCUCUUUGAUUAAGUGCCCAAAAAAUCUGAGUCUGCUGAUAUGGAAGAGUGCAAGAUUGAAAAUGAAGAGAGUGACUUAGAAGGACAUUGUGUUGUCCCUCUCUGUCCACGGCCUGUAGAUAAAAAAUCAUUGCAAGCAAAAUUACCAAAGGACAAAUGGCAGCCCCUUAUAAGUACUGUAACUGGCGUACACCGAUACAAAUGGCUAAAGCAUAAUGUCCAGGGCCCAUAUCCUCAGUCUUCUCUUAUGAGCACAAUUGUUGAAUUUGCCUUGAAAGAAGAACCAAUAGAUGUUGAAAAAAUGAGAAAAUGCCUACUGAAACAGUUGGAGAGAGCAGAAGUUCGCUUAGAGGGAAUCGAUACCAUGCUGAAACUAGCUUCUAAAAUCUUCUUACUUCCAUCUGUUCAGUACUCCAUGUUUUGUGGAUGGCAAAGACUUAUCCCAGAAGGAAGUAAUAUAGGAGAUCCUCUGUCAGAUUGUUUGAAGGAUGUUGAUUUGAUUCCACCAUUUAACCGAAUGUUACUGGAAGUGACUUUUGGAAAGCUUUAUGCAUGGGCUCUGCAGAACAUUCGAAAUAUUUUGCUGGAUGCCAACACCAAGUUUAAAGAGCUUGGUGUCCAGCCUGUCCCUCUUCAGACUCUCACCAGUGACAGUCCUGCAGGACCAAGCCUUGGAACCAUUCCUCAAGCUCGCUUUCUGCUGGUCAUGUUGAAUAUGCUAACCUUGCAGCACGGAGCAAAUAACCUGAGCCUUUUGUUUAAUUCUGGCUUUCUGGCGCUGACACAGACCAUACAUCGAUUGAUAGGUCCAAGCUCUGACAGUAGUGAAGAAGAUGCAAACACUUUGACUCUUUGUACAUCUGCAACUGUCUUGGAGGAGUCAAGGAAGGAAACAACACCAGUACCUCUUCCUGUUUCUGGACCUGAACUGGCAGCUAUGAUGAAAAUAGGUACUAGGGUUAUGAGAGGAGUGGACUGGAAGUGGGGAGAUCAGGAUGGUCCUCCUCCAGGCUUGGGUCGUGUUAUUGGAGAACUUGGGGAAGAUGGCUGGAUCAGGGUUCAGUGGGACACUGGCAGCACCAACUCUUACAGGAUGGGAAAAGAAGGCAAAUAUGACCUGAAGUUGGCUGAGCCACCCCCGACUGCCCAGUCAGCAACUGAAGACUCUGACACAGAAGAUGAUGCAGAAGGUGAGCCCAUAGAAAAAAAUCCACAUCCUACAGCUGUGAUGCUGACAUGCUCGCUGAAUGUUCUUCAGGCUGUUUCUCUCUCUGCUGCAACACAUGCUGAAAUAAUGCAGACUGAUGCUAUCAAGACCAUUUGUGGGCUGUUCCGCAUGUUGGUGGAGAGCGGAUCAGUGGAAAAGACAAUGGCAGUGCUGCCAUCCAACAGACAGGUGCACAGAGAACAGCACCGAACCUGGUGUACACUUGGGUUCAUUCGUAGCAUAGCAGUCAUGCCUCAAAUGUGCAGCAGCUUGAGCUCUUGCCAGUGGAUCAGUUUGCUAAUGAAGAUUGUUGAAGGACAUCAGUGUUUUACUGCUGCAUCGCUGCAAAGACAGAUCUUGGCCCUGCGCUUGCUGCAGUCAGUGCUUCCUUCCUGGGAUAAAUGUGAAAGAUCAAAGGAUAUGAAAUUCUUGGUAGAAAAGUUGUUUGGAUUUCUUGGUAGCCUCUUGAGUACCUGUUCAUCUGAUUUACCUUUGCUUAGAGAAGGACCUCAGAGGCGACGAAAAGGGAGACCGCAAGCUUCUCUGACUGCAACUCACAGCAGUACAUUAGCAGAAGAGAUUGUGGCUUUGUUGAGGACCUUGCAUUCAUUGAGCCAGUGGAAUGGGCUAAUAAAUGAAUACGUAAAUGACCAACUCAACUCUGUCACCUUUAUGCUUGCAGGAAGGCAAACUGAAUCAGCUGCAUUGGAAGACUAUCUUCCUGAUUCAGAGAAUCCUGAGGUCGGCAGCCUGAUGGCUGUGUUGGCUGUUAUUGGAGGAAUAGACAGCCGACUACGUUUGGGUGGUCAGGUGACGCAUGAAGAGUUCGGAGAGGGCACAGUUACACGCAUCACUCCAAAGGGGAAGAUCACUGUACAGUUUCAUGACAUGAGAACAAGCAGAGUUUGUCCUCUGAAUCAGUUAAAACCACUUCCAGUUGUUUCAUUCAGCAUUAAUAAUUUACCUUUUACUGACCCAAUGCUGUCUGUUUGGGCUCAGCUGGUAAAUCUUGCAGGAAGUAAAACUGAAAAACACAGAAUGAAGAAAUCUUCCAGCCAAGGACUCGCAGACCAUGUGGAUUUGCAUUUAUUGAGGUGCCAACAACUGAGACUUUAUAUACUGAAAGCUACGAGAGCUUUGCUGUCACAUCAGGAUAAACUCCGUCAAAUUCUUUCACAACCUGCUAUACUGGAAGCAGGAUCCCUGCCAUCAGAUGAAGGAGCAGUUGCAUCUCUAGACAUUGGAGAUAUGUCCCCUGAAGGACCACAACCUCCCAUGAUUCUCUUACAACAGUUACUUACAGCAGCUACUCAGCCAUCUCCAUUAAAAGCAAUAUUUGACAGACAAGAGCUAGAGGCCGCAGCACUAGCAGUGUGCCAGUAUCUAGCUGUGGAGUCCACUCAUCCUUCAAGUCCCACAUUUGAUGACAGCAGCUCAAGUGAAGCUGCAACACCUGUCACAGUUCAGUACAUUCGUCCCAAGUCUAAAAAGCAGAAGCCUUCUCCAAUUCCACCUCUACCUGUUGUAGCCCAGUUAAUGGAAAUGGGAUUUCCAAGAAAGAGCAUUGAGUUUGCACUCAAAUCAUUGUCUGGAACAACUGGAAGUGCUUCAAGUUUGCCAGGAGUAGAAGCACUGGUUGGUUGGCUACUGGAUCACCCAGAUGUUCAGAUCUCAGACCUUUCAGAUGCCGAAAGUGUGUCAGAUGAAUAUUCUGAUGAUGAAAUUGUAGAAGAUAUUGAGGAAGCUGAAUCUGCAUUUUCUGUGCCUUGUGCUGCUGUGGUGACUGAAAGCCAGACCUACAAGAAACGUGCUGAUUUCUUGAGCAAUGAUGACUAUGCAAUCUAUGUACGAGAUAACAUUCAGGUUGGCAUGAUGGUCAAAUGUUGCCGAACUUAUGAAGAGGUUUGUGAAGGAGAUGUAGGAAAAGUGAUCAAACUGGACCGUGAUGGACUUCAUGACCUAAAUGUGCAGUGUGACUGGCAACACAAAGGAGGAACCUACUGGGUUAGAUAUAUCCAUGUUGAACUUGUUGGUUUUCCACCACAGAGUUCCCCAUCUCAUAUCAAGAUUGGUGACAAAGUGCGUGUGAAGGCUUCAGUUACUACCCCAAAGUAUAAAUGGGGAUCUGUUACCCUCAGAAGUGUGGGAGUUGUAAAAGCAUUUAGUGCCAAUGGAAAAGAUGUCAUUGUAGAUUUCCCCCAACAGUCUCACUGGACUGGUUUGUUGUCAGAAAUGGAACUGGUUCCAAGUAUUCACCCCAGUGUGACGUGUGAUGGCUGCCAGAGAUUUCCAAUCAGUGGCCCCCGGUUCAAGUGUCGAAACUGCGAUGAUUUUGAUUUUUGUGAAAGCUGCUUUAAAACAAGAAAGCACAAUGCAAGACACAUGUUUGGCAGGAUAAAUGAGCCUGGACAAUCCCCAGUAUUUUGUGGGCGUUCAGGGAAACAGCUGAAGCGUCGUCAUAGUGGGCAGCGUGGAAUGCUGUUGGAUGACUGGUCUAGAGUGGUGAAGAAUCUAAACGUGUCUUCCUCUGUAAACCAAGCAUCGCGUCUGAUUGAUGGCAGUGAGCAGUGUUGGCAGUCUUCUGGAUCUCAGGGAAAGCACUGGAUUCGACUGGAAAUAUUCCCUGAUGUCCUUCUUCAUAGACUGAAAAUGAUUGUUGACCCAGCAGAUAGCAGCUAUAUGCCAUCAUUAAUUGUGGUUUCAGGUGGAAGCUCCCUUAACAACCUCAUUGAGUUGAAGACCAUCAAUGUUAAUCCCACGGAUACUAUUGUACCGCUUCUCAGUGAUUGUACAGAAUUUCAUAGAUAUAUUGAAAUUGCUAUAAAGCAAUGCAGAAGCUCAGGUAUUGAUUGCAAAAUUCAUGGAAUCAAUAUAAUUGGGCGGAUCCGAGCAGAGGAUGAUGACUUUGCAAUCAUUCCUUUCCUGGCAUCAGAUAAUGAAGAGGAGGAAGAUGACAAAGCUAGUGCUGGAAGUCUUAUCAGGAAGAAAACAUCCGGUUUAGAAUCUGCAGCUACAAUAAGAACUAAAGUGUUUGUUUGGGGCUUGAAUGACAAAGACCAGCUGGGAGGACUUAAAGGUUCUAAGAUAAAAGUUCCAUCUUUCUCAGAAACUCUGUCAUCUCUUAAUGUGGUACAAGUAGCUGGUGGAUCUAAAAGCCUUUUCGCAGUAACUGCUGAAGGAAAGGUGUAUGCUUGUGGAGAAGCCACAAAUGGAAGACUAGGUCUAGGACUUUCAAGUGGAACUAUACCCAUUCCUCGACAAAUCACAGCUCUCAGCAACUAUGUUGUGAAGAAAGUGGCUGUGCAUUCAGGUGGAAGACAUGCAAUGGCACUAACUGUUGAUGGAAAGGUGUUUUCCUGGGGAGAAGGAGAUGAUGGAAAACUGGGACAUUUCAGCAGAAUGAACUGUGAUAAACCAAGGCUGAUUGAGGCACUGAAAACCAAACGUAUACGUGAUAUAGCAUGUGGCAGUUCACACAGCGCUGCCAUUACCUCCAGUGGUGAACUGUAUACCUGGGGCCUCGGGGAAUAUGGUAGACUGGGGCACGGUGAUAACACGACUCUUUUGAAACCCAAGUUGGUUAAAAUUCUACUUGGGCACAGAGUUGUACAAGUUGCUUGUGGAAGCAGAGAUGCACAGACACUGGCUCUGACUGAUGAAGGCUUGGUAUUUUCUUGGGGAGAUGGAGACUUUGGAAAGCUUGGCAGAGGAGGAAGCGAGGGCUGCAACAUUCCACAAAACAUCGAAAGGCUGAAUGGUCAAGGAGUUUGUCAGAUUGAGUGUGGCGCGCAGUUCUCCCUGGCACUCACCAAGUCUGGAGUAGUGUGGACCUGGGGCAAGGGUGAUUACUUCAGGCUGGGUCAUGGCACUGAUGUGCAUGUUCGAAAGCCCCAGGUUGUUGAAGGUCUCCGCGGAAAGAAGAUUGUCCAUGUGGCCGUAGGUGCAUUGCACUGUCUUGCAGUUACAGAGACAGGCCAGGUUUUUGCUUGGGGAGAUAAUGACCAUGGACAGCAAGGAAAUGGAAGCACCACAGUGAACAGGAAGCCCACUUUAGUGCAAGGACUGGAAGGACAGAAGAUCACUCGUGUUGCAUGUGGAUCUUCACACAGUGUUGCCUGGACUACAGUUGACAUAGCAACACCAUCAGUGCAUGAACCUGUUCUUUUUCAGACUGCAAGGGAUUCUCUGGGAGCCUCAUAUUUAGGUGUUCCAUCUGACAUUGACUCUUCUACAGCCAGUAAUAAAAGCAGUGGUCCAAACAGCUCUAAGCCUAAUCGCCCAUCUCUUGCUAAGAUUCUUUUGUCACUGGAGGGUAACCACUCAAAGCAACAGGCUCUUUCUCAUGUAUUGACAGCGCUGCAGAUAAUGUAUGCAAGGGAUGCAGUUGUUGGAGCAUUGAUGCCUUCUAGUAUGAUUGCUCCAGUAGAGUGCCCUACAUCAUCUCCUGUUCCACUUGAUGCAUCUCCCAUGUCGAGUCCCAUCAAUGGUGAUGAGCCUGUACUAGCCAUGAAUAUGGAAGAAAGGCUGAGUCCCAAUCCCUGGCAAGACAGAAGAGGCGAGGCUGUUUCUUCAGAAGACGCCAUAACACCAUCUUCUGCAGUGACACCAUCUGCCUGUUCUGCAUCUUCUCGACCUUUCAUUCCUGUAACUGAUGACCCUGGAGCUGCUAGCAUUAUAGCUGAAACAAUGACCAAAACCAAAGAGGAUGUGGAAAGCCAGAGCAAGUCAUCAGGCCCAGAGCCUCAGUAUCUUGAUGAGUUCACAAGUUUAUUAGUGCCAGAUGAUACCAGAGUGAUGGUAGAUGUACUGAAGCUGGCUGUGUCAAACCGUGCUGGAGAAAAAGGAAAGGAUGUCCUCUCAGCUGUGCUGUCUGGCAUGGGCACUGCCUACCCACAGGUUGCUGAUAUGUUGCUUGAGCUGUGUGUUACAGAACUGGAGGAUGUAGCUACGGAUUCACAAAGUGGACGUCUCUCUUCACAGCCAGUGGUAGUAGAAAGUAGCCACCCCUACACAGAUGACACUUCCACCAGUGGAACUGUGAAAAUACCAGGUGCAGAAGGACUCAGGGUAGAGUUUGAUCGGCAGUGUUCCACCGAGCGACGCCAUGACCCACUGACUGUAAUGGAUGGAGCAAAUAGGAUAGUUUCUGUUCGAUCAGGGCGUGAAUGGUCUGAUUGGUCAAGUGAACUGCGUAUUCCUGGAGAUGAAUUAAAGUGGAAAUUUACAAGUGAUGGCUCUGUAAAUGGAUGGGGCUGGCGUUUUACAGUCUAUCCUAUUAUGCCCGCUGCAGGCCCAAAAGAUCUCCUUUCAGACCGUUGUAUACUGUCAUGCCCAUCCAUGGAUUUGGUUACAUGUCUGUUGGAUUUCCGUUUGAAUUUUGCUUCUAACAGAGGCAUUGUGCCUCGUCUGGCAGCCUCUCUUGCAGCUUGUGCUCAGCUGAGUGCUCUUGCGGCUGGCCAUAGAAUGUGGGCUCUUCAGAGACUUCGCAAGCUUCUGACUACUGAGUUUGGACAGUCAAUCAACAUCAAUAGGCUUCUAGGAGAUGGAGAUGGAGAAGCACGCUCCAUGAGUUUUACUGGCAGUGCUUUAGCUGCAUUGGUCAAAGGACUUCCAGAAGCUUUGCAGAGGCAGUUUGACUAUGAAGAUCCUAUAGCGAGAGGAGGAAAACAGCUUCUUCAUAGCCCUUUCUUUAAGGUGCUAGUAGCGCUGGCAUGUGAUUUGGAAUUGGAUACACUGCCGUGCUGUGCAGAGACACAUAAGUGGGCUUGGUUUAGAAGAUACUGCAUGGCUUCAAGAGUUGCCUUGGCUCUUGAUAAGAGAACAUCACUUCCUCGCUUAUUCCUAGAUGAGGUAGCCAAAAAAAUACGUGAACUUAUGGCAGACGUAGAGAGCAUGAAUUAUCUUCACGAAAAUCAUGAUGUAUUCCGGAGGGAGCAGGAUGAGCAACUUGUUCAAUGGAUGAAUCGGAGACCAGAUGACUGGACUUUGUCUGCUGGAGGAAGUGGAACAAUUUAUGGUUGGGGUCAUAACCACAGAGGUCAGUUAGGUGGAAUUGAAGGAGCAAAAGUCAAAGUGCCUACUCCAUGUGAGGCAUUAGCAGCACUGAGACCAGUUCAAUUGAUUGGUGGAGAACAAACCCUUUUUGCAAUUACAGCUGAUGGAAAGCUGUAUGCAACUGGAUAUGGUGCUGGAGGGCGGCUAGGAAUUGGAGGAACAGAGUCUGUUGCUACACCGACAUUACUGGAGUCUAUUCAGCAUGUAUUUAUCAAAAAAGUCGCAGUGAAUUCUGGAGGAAAGCAUUGUCUAGCUCUGUCCUCCGAAGGAGAAGUCUACUCAUGGGGAGAGGCAGAAGAUGGGAAGCUAGGACAUGGAAACCGGAGUCCUUGUGAUCGCCCUCGUGUUAUUGAGUCUCUGCGUGGCAUUGAAGUAGUGGACAUUGCUGCUGGUGGAGCGCACAGUGCUUGUAUAACUGCAGCAGGAGAAUUGUAUACUUGGGGCAAGGGCAGAUAUGGACGCCUGGGUCAUGGAGACAGUGAAGAUCAGCUCAAACCAAAACUGGUGGAGGCAUUGCAAGGUUACCAUGUGAUCGAUGUUGCCUGUGGCAGUGGUGAUGCUCAGACCCUUUGUCUAAGUGAUGAUGAUACUGUAUGGUCCUGGGGUGAUGGAGAUUAUGGAAAGCUCGGUAGAGGAGGUAGUGAUGGCUGCAAGGUUCCAAUGAAGAUUGAUUCACUUGCAGGCCUUGGUGUGAUGAAGGUGGAAUGUGGGUCACAAUUUUCUGUCGCACUUACAAAGUCUGGAUCCGUCUAUACAUGGGGAAAGGGAGAUUACCAUCGACUGGGCCAUGGAUCUGAUGACCACGUGAGAAGGCCACGGCAGGUCCAGGGACUGCAGGGGAAGAAGGUCAUUGCUAUCGCAACUGGAUCUCUGCACUGUGUUUGUUGCACAGAAGAUGGGGAAGUUUAUACUUGGGGUGACAAUGAUGAAGGACAGCUAGGAGAUGGAACCACGAAUGCAAUCCAGAGACCUCGACUAGUUGCAGCACUUCAGGGGAAGAAGAUCAAUAGAGUGGCAUGUGGAUCAGCUCACACACUGGCUUGGUCCACCAGUAAACCUGCAAAUGCUGGCAAGCUUCCUGCUCAGGUCCCUAUGGAAUAUAACCACCUGCAAGAGAUUCCAAUAAUUGCAUUAAGGAACAGACUGUUAUUACUGCAUCAUAUUUCAGAGUUGUUUUGCCCCUGUAUCCCUAUGUUUGACUUAGAAGGACAUCUUGAUGAGACUGGUCAGGGACCAUCAGUGGGAUUCGACACUCUGCGUGGAAUAUUGAUUUCACAGGGCAAGGAAGCCGCUUUUCGCAAAGUUGUGCAGGCUACAAUGGUGAGAGAUCGCCAACAUGGACCAGUGGUGGAGCUAAACAGAAUACAGGUAAAACGCUCUAGAAGUAAAGGUGGCUUAGCAGGACCAGAUGGUACGAAAUCCGUCUUUGGACAAAUGUGUGCAAAAAUGAGCUCCUUCAGCCCUGAUAGCCUCCUUUUGCCUCACCGUGUUUGGAAAGUCAAAUUUGUUGGUGAAUCUGUUGAUGACUGUGGGGGAGGCUACAGUGAGUCGAUAGCAGAGAUGUGUGAAGAACUUCAGAAUGGGUUAACGCCAUUACUGAUUGUAACACCUAAUGGAAGGGAUGAAUCUGGAGCAAAUCGAGAUUGCUUCCUUCUGAAUCCAACCGCAAAAUCACAGCUUCACAUGAAUAUGUUUCGCUUCCUUGGUGUGCUAUUGGGCAUCGCUAUUCGAACAGGCAGUCCUUUAAGCCUUAACCUAGCUGAACCAGUAUGGAAACAACUAGCUGGAAUGAACCUGACAAUUGCCGACCUUAGUGAGGUGGACAAAGAUUUUAUCCCAGGCCUUAUGUACAUCCGUGAUAAUGAAGCCACAUCAGAAGAAUUUGAGGCUAUGAGCCUUCCCUUCACAGUGCCAAGUGCAAGCGGCCAGGACAUUCAGCUCAGCUCAAAGUACACCCACAUCACUUUAGAGAACCGUGCAGAAUAUGUGAGAUUAGCAAUAAACUACAGACUCCAUGAAUUUGAUGAACAAGUUGCUGCAGUUCGAGAGGGUAUGGCUCGUGUAGUUCCUGUACCCCUGCUUUCACUAUUCACCGGAUAUGAACUCGAAACAAUGGUAUGUGGAAGCCCAGAUAUCCCUCUUCAUCUUCUUAAAUCUGUAGCAACAUAUAAAGGAAUUGAGCCGACUGCAGCUCUAAUUCAGUGGUUUUGGGAGGUAAUGGAGUCCUUCUCAAAUACAGAGAGAUCCCUUUUCCUGAGAUUUGUGUGGGGUAGAACCAGACUUCCUCGAACAAUUGCAGAUUUCAGAGGGAGGGACUUUGUUGUUCAGGUUCUGGAUAAAUACAACCCACCUGAUCACUUUCUUCCAGAGUCCUAUACCUGUUUCUUCUUGCUUAAGUUGCCCAGAUAUUCCUGUAAACAAGUACUUGAGGAGAAGCUCAAGUAUGCUAUUCAUUUUUGCAAAUCAAUUGACACAGAUGACUAUGCACGGAUUGCACUGACAGGGGAACCAGCUGCCGAUGACAGUAGUGAGGACUCAGAAAAUGAAGAUGCAGACUCGUUUGCCUCUGACUCAACACAAGAUUAUCUUACAGGACACUAAAGAUGAACUUUAACAUGUUACCUCUCUGUAACUACUGUUUCAAAGGCAAAUAUGACUGAAGGAUAGAUCACACUUAAUGUGAUUCUUGCAUUUUUGUGAGAUAUUUAUUAAUUGCAAUAUUAUUGCUGUUGGAUGUAUUAUAUUCUAAUUAGACAGUGCCACGAUGCUGAGUUGUAGGCUUACUUCAGAGAAAGCUGUAGUCUCUCCUCAAGCUGCAGUUAGAAUACUUAUUUACCAAGCUGUUGUAAAUGUUACUGUAAGCCAUGCAUCCAAAGUUAAAGCAGUGUACUUUCACAAAAUGGGUGCAGUAGGAAAAAAUAUUUAUAUAUUUUUGACAAGUACUGUGUUCUGUGCAUUUGGGUUGUAUAUUUGAAUUAAUGCGCAAUAACUGAAUAAUGGCAUAUUUCAGUUAACUUUCUUAGCAGUGGUUGUUUAAGAAGCAAUUUCAACUCUGAGGUCAUCAGUAUUCCUGUCAGAAACACCUCUGUUGUGGAUAGCAGCCUGGUUGUUUUCUUCCUGUGGAAUUUUUACCUUUUCAUUUUAUGUGGAAAAUGCAUCUUGGUUUAUGGACAUUUUUUAAUACUAAGUGUAUAUAAUUUAUUUGUGCCAUGUACACACAAGUUGCAUCACCAUGUGAAUAAACAAUAAGCUAUAAUGUA
Messenger RNA from Protopterus annectens (West African lungfish), 15306 nucleotides. RefSeq names its product HECT and RLD domain containing E3 ubiquitin protein ligase 2 (gene HERC2). The record is from RefSeq and is a predicted model, not a curated record. NCBI's taxonomy places the organism in Eukaryota, Metazoa, Chordata, Ceratodontiformes, Protopteridae. Gene Ontology annotation, biological process: protein ubiquitination. Gene Ontology annotation, molecular function: zinc ion binding; protein binding; ubiquitin-protein transferase activity.